UAUUGGGGAUAAAUACCUGGCAGUAGAGAGCAAAUACCGGCAGCAUGGCGGCGGCAACAGCAGAGAAAGUUCAAGAGAUCAGGGAAGUGACCCGCAUAGAGCGCAUAGGUGCUCAUUCCCACAUUCGUGGGCUGGGUCUUGAUGAUGCCUUGGAGGCGAGACAAGUUUCCCAGGGAAUGGUGGGACAGGUGAAAGCCAGAAAAGCUGCAGGUGUGAUUAUGGAGAUCAUCAAGGGAGGAAACUGAAAUCAUUGAAGGAGAAAUAGUUGAGGUUCAGAUUGACAGACCAGCUACAGGAACAGGUGCUAAGGUUGGCAAGUUGACGCUGAAGACCACAGAAAUGGAGACUAUUUAUCAGUUGGGUCAAAAAAUGAUUGAGUCACUCACCAAGGAGAAGGCACAAGCUGGAGAUAUUGUCACCAUAGACAAAGCAACUGGAAAAAUUACCAAAUUAGGCCGGUCGUUUACGAGAGCUAGAGACUACGAUGCAAUGGGAGCACAGACUAAGUUUGUUCAGUGUCCGGAAGGAGAGUUGCAAAAGAGAAAGGAAGUCGUUCACACAGUUACCCUUCACGAAAUUGAUGUGAUCAACAGUCGGACUCAAGGCUUCUUGGCACUUUUUUCAGGGGACACUGGUGAAAUCAAGUCUGAAGUGAGAGAACAGAUCAACUCAAAAGUUGCUGAGUGGAGAGAGGAAGGAAAGGCUGAGAUUGUCCCAGGGGUUUUGUUUGUGGAUGAAGUCCACAUGCUGGACAUAGAGUGUUUCUCCUUCCUCAACCGUGCCCUGGAAUCUGACAUGGCACCCAUUCUCAUCAUGGCCACAAACAGAGGAAUCACAAGGAUCCGAGGUACCCAGUACAAAAGUCCUCACGGAAUUCCUAUUGAUUUACUUGAUAGACUUGUCAUCAUCUCCACACAACCGUAUGAAGAAAAGGAAAUCAAACAGAUUUUGAAAAUCCGGUGUGAAGAGGAAGAUGUGGAGAUGAAUGACGAUGCCCUUACUGUUCUUACGCGUAUUGGAAUGGAAACAAGUCUCCGCUACUCCAUUCAGCUCAUCACAGCCGCAAACCUUGUGUGCAGGAAAAGAAAGGGCUCUGAGGUUGAUGUUGAUGACAUCAAACGUGUUUACUCAUUAUUCCUGGAUGAGUCAAGGUCUACACAGUUCCUGAAAGAAUACCAACAAGAGUUUAUGUUCAAUGAAAUGACUCAAGAAGAAAUGGAGACAAGUUGAGGUCGUUAUUGUGUUCCCUAAUUCUCAUCUGCUGAUCUGUGUACAUUGCCUUGUGUGGCACAACAUUUUUGUGUCUGUUUCUAUUCAUUAUCAUGUAGGUUUGUGAGGUAUGAAAAAUGAAUCCGAAUGUGUGUACAGAGAAGAUGAUUUCUUUGUUUGAAUAAUACAUUUUUUAAAAACCCAUGGAUAAUCCAUAUUGUUAAAUUCACAAAAUUUGUGGUUGGUUCUAUGAAAACUCUUGGCCAGCUGAAAACAUUCCUUUUUUUUAACCUUUUUUUUUUUAGUUUAGUUUUUAGCAUGUUAUGUGCCCAACUUUAUCCUUCUUUGAUAAUUGAUAGCAAAAGCAACUUCGAAUUCUGACAAAAUUUUAUAUUUUCUUCUCUUUGGUUUUACUUUGUGUUCUCUAUGAAAGAAAUGAUUGAUAUGUUGAGUGAAAAUAAAACUUAGAACAAAAGUGUAAAAAA
This is a messenger RNA of Aplysia californica (California sea hare), 1694 nucleotides long. Its product is annotated as ruvB-like 2. Gene Ontology annotation, biological process: box C/D snoRNP assembly; regulation of transcription by RNA polymerase II; chromatin remodeling. Gene Ontology annotation, molecular function: ATP binding; DNA helicase activity; ATP hydrolysis activity. Lineage: Eukaryota; Metazoa; Mollusca; Gastropoda; Aplysiida; Aplysiidae. Gene Ontology annotation, cellular component: Ino80 complex; Swr1 complex; NuA4 histone acetyltransferase complex. The record is from RefSeq and is a predicted model, not a curated record.